UUCUAAAACAAUUAGUCAAUGUUUGUGGAGCAACUCAUAUAUUUAACAUUACAAAAUAUAUUAUUCAAACCAAAUUUAACUGAAUCUAAACUGUUGAAAGAAUACUUCAAAAAGAGAAUUUGAACGGUCUUGUGUGGAUGAAAGAUUUUAUCAGGACAAGGUUUUUGGUCGUUUUACACCGCAUCUAAAUCAUCUCCACUGUGGCAGAGUUCACAAGGAACCAUUUCAGUUUACCAGAAGGCAUUACACGAUUGAUUAAUCCUCAAGAAUUUUUGGUAUCAGCUAAAGUUUUCUGAGAAAACUAGCUUGGAUAGCAUAUUGGCAUACUUCCAUGACGGUUCUUGGAGUAAAUUUGCAAAAGAAAUAAGCUAAAGCUCUAUGGUUCUCAAUCGUUGCCUAAACGUUCAAGAUAUAUACAAGGAUUAAUUUCAGUACAAAGUUCUUCAAAACAUUGAAGUUUUUCUUGGAAAUUACACAAUUAUCAAGUGCUUUGAUCUAAGAUUUUUGGAAAAAGAAAUCGAUUUCAAUGCAUAGUAGUUACAAGGAUCGCUGACAGCAGAAGGUUUUAAAUUUUACCAGAUAUCAAGGGACCUGAAGACAUUGGAAAUUAGAGCACCGUCGUAGUCGAGUUUGACAAGAAGUUCGCACUUCAGGACAGAAACCAUAAUGCCCACAUCGCUUUCAAUAACAAUUUUAUGUCCCGUUAUAAUAUUCUGCUCUGUAUUUGGAAAUGUAUUAACAAUAAUAGCGGUGAUAAAGACCAGAGCGUUACGGUCCAGGUAUGCGGUCAGACUUAUCACAAGUCUAGCCUGUUGUGAUUUGGCUUUUUCGUUACUCUCGUGUCCCGUGAACUUUGUCACAACUUUACUCGAAUUACAAGAGUGGGAUUCGCCGUUGUGCCUUAUCAACGGUUACAUUGGAGUGACGCUUGUUAUGACAUCAUUGAUAACCUUAACUCUGGUCAGUUUUGACCGCUACGUUGCCAUAGUAACGCCUUUCAGGUACCACAUUUGGAUGACGUCAGACAGAAUCAAAAUUUUAAUCGCAGGAAAAUGGAUUUUUGCUGCCCUCGUGGCUGUCGUGCCGUUGUCAGGAUGGGGGACAUACAUUUUUUACCCGCAGAAAGGAUUUUGCUUCAUAAACUACAGAAAGGAUUUCGGGAUCUUCAUUUUUCUUGGAAUAUGGUUUAAUAUUGGUUUUGGUGUGAUUGCUUUCUCCUAUUAUUAUAUCUUUAAAGAAGCGAGGAGACAAAAAAGACAAAUAAAAGCGUUGACUGUCGCCAAUAAUCAUCUCAAACCUGAGAUCACUUUGGCAGAAAAUAGUGGUAUACACUCGGCAGAACCCAGCACUCAAAGCGCAGAGAUGAGCGCGGAACGGCCGCAACAAUAUCGUAGCAAUCUUAAACGAAUCAAACACGAGAACAAAGCAGCUCUAACGAUAUUCGCCAUCAUCGGUGGCUUCCUAGGCUGUUGGAUGCCUUUCGUCGCCGUAAACUUUACUGCGGCAUUCGUAGAUUACGAUAUACCGCUUUGGCUGGACAGCUUAUCGACUCUGCUAGUUGCGACAGGAUCCAUGGUCAACCCAUUAUUCUACGCCUGGCUGGACUCAUCCUUCAGAAUGGCUUUUAAGAAACUGCUUUUUCCCAUAUUUGGUUGGCGUGUUGCGUCGGCGAACAUCACGGGAAUGACCAACCAUUCGGGAACACCUGACCAAAGGGGAAUUUAGAGGACGCGUAUGGUCGCGUGGGGGUAGAUGAUGAUGAGGGGGGACGAUUGCUUUGAAUCAAACGUUUUUCCAAGGGCUGAAUAGAAAGAUAUGGACUACAGUGGAACAUAUCUCACACUAUACUUAAUAUUGAUACAAACCUA
Molecule: messenger RNA, 1868 nt
Organism: Dendronephthya gigantea
Lineage: Eukaryota; Metazoa; Cnidaria; Anthozoa; Malacalcyonacea; Nephtheidae
Product: octopamine receptor 1-like
Exons: 3
Coding region: 667-1725 (352 amino acids)
Biological process (GO): G protein-coupled receptor signaling pathway
Cellular component (GO): membrane
Molecular function (GO): G protein-coupled receptor activity
Source: RefSeq, a predicted model, not a curated record